Molecule: messenger RNA, 3753 nt
Organism: Gigantopelta aegis
Lineage: Eukaryota; Metazoa; Mollusca; Gastropoda; Neomphalida; Peltospiridae
Product: zinc finger protein 76-like
Exons: 14
Coding region: 56-2395 (779 amino acids)
Biological process (GO): positive regulation of transcription by RNA polymerase II; central nervous system development
Cellular component (GO): nucleus
Molecular function (GO): DNA-binding transcription activator activity, RNA polymerase II-specific; RNA polymerase II cis-regulatory region sequence-specific DNA binding
Source: RefSeq, a predicted model, not a curated record
GAAGCGGUGCAUGGCGGUCCUGUGAGGAUUUUUGGACUGAUAUGUGGAAGGAAAUAUGGAUGGUAUACUUGAUUCUGACCUGCCAGAAGUUGAUGACAAUGUGAACCACGAUGGUGUGUCCCCACUAGCUAACAGUGACGAUGUGAUCCCGGGAAACGAACAGCACGUGCUGCCGAUCACUCCGGAAGGCGAUGGACUCUCCACCGAGCAUGAUGCCCCGCUGGGUCCCGGAACAAAUGGGAUGUCUCAGGCACAUCAGGACGGCAUGUCUCCGCUUGUUCCCGACGACGACGGAAUAUCGGCCACCAACCACGAGGAUGUGUCUCCAAUUACCUCAGACAGUCACGGAAUCUCUCAUCUCACUGACCACAACAGUGUAUCAACUCUUGCUGCCAGGGAUAACGGGAUGUCCAAUGCUGACCGUGUUGACGUGUUGCCUUUGACCUCCGAGGCAAACGGUAUGUCCAAUGCAGAUCAUAACGAUAUGUCACCACUAACUGCAGGAGCAGAAGGAAUGUCUAGUGGAGCACAGCAGUCGGGUCACAUUAGUGUGCUGCCUCUAGAAGCCACAGGAGAUGUCUGUGAGGGAGUUCCUGGCCAGAAUGUCCUGGCCUGUUUGUCAGAGGCUGCAGCUGCUGAUAAUGCUACAGAAAUUAAAGAGGAAAAUACAGACGGAGAACGGAUGGGUUUAUCUUUGGGAGAGAAUGUUCCUCUUCCAACAUCGGAAACCCAGGUCGUUGGGUUGUUGUUGCAGUCUGCUGAGAACACCCAGGCAUUCCCCGACAACAACCCAUCUCAUCCAGUGAGCAUGUCUCUGCCAGACGGCAACAUCGUAACGAUGGCAAAUGGUCACGUUGUCCAGGCGGUCACACUGGCUGAUGGCACCACAGCUUUCAUACAGCACCCUAAAGCUAAUGAGAAGUUUCUGGAAGGACAGACUCUUACCCUGGAAGAUGGAAGUACAGCUGUCGUGCAAGGAGAUACACCGAAAAGUGAAUCGGUCAGUAAACUUAUAGCGGGUCAGGCUAUUCAACUUGAAGAUGGUAGCACAGCUUACCUGCAGACUACACCAAAGGCAGCGUUGGAUCAAGGUUUGCAGGCCAUAACACUGGAAGAUGGGACCACGGCAUUCAUUGCUCAUCCAAACCCAGAGGCCAUCUUUGCAGAUGGAUCUGGUCUGGAAAAUGGAACAUUGAAUUUGGAACAGCUGACCUCACAGGCUAACAGCCCCAGUGUGUAUCGCGUGACAGGAGACAAGGGUAUUGAAGGAAAGGCUUAUAAAUGUGGCUAUGAAGGCUGUGGUAGAAUGUACACAACACUUCAUCAUUUGAAGGUACAUGAACGAUCUCAUACAGGUGACCGUCCAUUCAAGUGUGAGUUUGAGACGUGCGGCAAGGCAUUUGCGACUGGCUAUGGGUUGAAGAGCCACACUCGAGUUCACACUGGAGAAAAGCCGUACAAAUGUCCGGAGGACCCGUGUGAUAAAGCCUUCAAGACGUCAGGCGAUUUACAGAAACAUGUCCGAACUCACACAGGUGAAAAGCCCUUUAAGUGUCCAUUUGAAGAGUGCAAUCGCUCAUUUACCACAUCAAACAUCCGUAAAGUGCACAUCAGAACACAUACGGGGGAGCGGCCCUAUGUGUGCCAAGCAGAAGGCUGCAACAGAGCGUUUGCUAGUGCAACCAAUUAUAAGAAUCAUAUUAGAAUACAUACAGGUGAGAAGCCAUAUGUUUGUACGGUUCAAGGUUGCGGUAAACGCUUCACCGAGUACUCUAGUCUCUACAAGCAUCACGUGGUACACACGCACUCCAAACCCUACAGUUGUAAUCACUGCGGCAAAACGUACCGCCAGACUUCCACGCUGGCCAUGCACAAGAGAACAAUACAUGGGGAGGAAGUAUCUCAGGAGUCUGAAUCUCAGAUAUUUCAAGCACAAGCAGCUCUGCAAGGAGUUGAAGGCUCUGAGGAACCUCCCGAAAAACGUAUUAGACUUCAGCUCCUUACUAGUGCAGAUGGCAGCACUGUGACAACUGAAGAAGGGGACGGAACUCUAGUGAUAAAUACUUCAGAUGCUCAACAGACUUCCGCCUCGGUGGCAAUGGUUGAAGCCGUCGGUGCCAAUACAUCAGGUAUCGGUGUGGUGACGUUACCAGCCCCAACUCUCCAACAGCUGCAGGAGGCUCACGGCAUCACCAGCAUCACGGUGGGAGAUCUGCAGGGGCGACAGGUUCUUGUCGUUACCGACCCCAGUCAGCUGGAGGCAUUACAGCAACUGGCUCAGCAGCAGCAUAGGUUCAACACACAGGCUGUGAGUGCAGAAACUGUGACCGAAGAAACAAACUCUGAUUCCACUUCUACCUCCGAGCAAGCCAUGAUCAUGUUCCAAACAGAGUGAAUAUACUUCACCAUGUCAUCAAGCUCAUAUUUAAUAUAUCACACCACUUGGAGAUAUGCCGUUCACUGACAUAGCCAGUAUUUUAUAAGUGGGUGGGGAGUCAUGUUAUGGGGCGACAGGAAAAUAUAUAUGCCAGUGAUUCCAUUGAUUCAAUUCAUGAUAAUAUUCCGGACACAAAGAUAAUCAUUCACCAAUAAAUAGUCCUGUUUACUCAGGUUGCCACCUCAGUUAAGCAACCAUAUGUCUUUAAGGGGUCAUUUUGCCCUUUUAUGAAAUCAUUUACAUUACAAAUGUUCCUCAAAAGGUUUUUCUUGAUGAUGCCUCAGUCACAAAUGCACCGGCCGCCAUGUGAUGGGGGGUGUGUGUGUCUGUGUGUAACUGUACAGCGUCCUAGCAUCUGCGACAUCGGGAAAGAAUCGUACGGUUCUCGCAAAAAUCUUUGCCAUGGUCACAUUAGAUAUGGUGUGUUUACGGCCAUCGUAAGGUCACCGUACAAUGCCCGUACAUUGUCCUGACAUUGUAGGGGCAUCGUGUGGCCUCCCUGCGAUGUCUCGAGAUAUUGCAAGGUCACCUCAAGGCCGCUGCAAGGUCACCUCAAGGCACAAGGUGCCCCUACGAUAUGUCUGUGGUAGGUUUCCGAUUUUAAAAAUCAUACGGUCCUCAAAAAGUUAUAAUUCCGCAUUAAUAGUUUCUGAUGACACUACGAUGCCCAAAUAUCGGCCAAAAACUCAACAAUGUCCAUAGGAUGUCACCAACGCCCAUAGGAUAUUCGUAGGAAAUUGUCAAAAACACACAUCGUAUGGGCACUUAUGAUGCAUUUGUGACACACUAAAAUGUAGUUUACAAUAUAAAGUUGCACCAAAGAUACAGUAAUAUAAUUGGUACUGUUCUUUUUAAUGAAUUGUGAAGUAUGUAUUAAAAAUUAAUGUUGUGUCAAACUUUGAUCAAUGUCAUAUCUUACUAGAUAAGAAACACUGAUCUCAGGUAGCAUUUUAAUACUUUCUGAUAUGGUUGAUACAGGUUUCUCUCAUACAGUGUGAUAUGACAAUUCUACAAAAAUAUAUUGAUCGCUAAUCUUGUUGAUGAAAACUACAUGUACUGUAAAUUAAAGCAAACAGCUGAUAUCCUCUUAUAUAACCAUGUAUCUUUGCCUGGAAAUUGAUUAUAUUUUUCCAUCAAAAUAUCAUUUACAGUCGAACCUCGUUAAUCAGGACAGAAUUGUUUUCCCACAAAUUGACCGGAUAAACGAAUUUCCGGACUACUGAAUCAUGUCCAGAGUAGUCUCUCUUUGAUUACAAAAGAUUUUUUAAAAAAGCAAAAAAAAAAAGCAUGAAAUACAAUCAUUUAUUUGUUUAACC